AGUAAGUCGGGGGCGCGGUGGCUCUGCGAUUGAAGAGCGGAAAAGCCCUAACUCCCUAGCCCUAGUCGAGGAAAAAAAACGAAAUAUGCUUAGAUCGAGACAUAUAACGCUACUGCUGGUCUGUUGGGGCUUGGUUCUGUGGGGAUCUGAGGCGGCAGACGAAGCUGGAGAGAAUUCUGAAACAACCAGUGAUUGUUACAGAUCACAACUGUCCGAGUACGAGACACUGUUCAGAAAUGCGUUCGCUCUCAAGUUCGAAGAGACUGGCGCCACCGAGUCGACGGUCUCCGUCUACAUCAACUGCAUGUCAUUCGGUCAGGACAAGGAACUGGAGACGGCAAUAGUGUCCGGGAACGUGUCCAGCGCCGCUGGCGAGCAAGUCCUGAGGUUCACGUGCCAGGAAGACAUGCUCUUCGUUCUGGAGUCCGAGAGAGAGUUCAGUAAAGACAGAAACGAGUCGUGUCUAGAGUGUGCGGGGCCAGAGUCGACUGCAGAGGACGCCUGCCUCGUUCCUUGUGCAGAAAACUGUGAUCGGUGCUACGAUACCUCUGAUACCUGCGAUUGUACAAGACGUGUGUAUGAGACUGAUGAUGAGUUAAUACGUGAAAUAGAACAGUUGACAGAGGAGGAGCAUAUUGACGUGGCAAUUGAGGAGGUUAUUAAGAAGCACUCAGAUUGUGCUAGUGAAUGUCCGGACCACUAUGAAACUAGCGAAGGGGACUCUAGCAUUUGCUAUCCCUGUGGGAUAAGGUUCUGUGCAGAGUGUCACGAGGAGGGCGGGGAGGGGGAGUGUACCGAAUGUCUCCCCCACACUGAGCUGUUCCACGGAAGUCACGGGACCGAGUGUCUGUUUGGCGAGCUGGAAGAGAUCCUCCACGUGGCCGAGGAGCAGGAGAGGGAGGUGGAGUUGGAAGAAGAGGAGAGAAACACGUCAAGGAUUACAUUGGCUGUGACUCUGCCCAUCGUGUCAUUGGUGGUGGUGGCUUUCUUCAUCUUCAUGUCCUACAUCGCUCACAGACGCUACCCUCACAUCGGGGAGACCGGGAAGUCUAGGCAUCGCAACAAGCCACUGUACGGCUGCGUGGCGUGCAACCAGCCCCUGGCGGCAGACGCCGGGAUCUCCGUACUGAAGAGAGGCGGGAACGCGGCCGACGCGGCAGUGGCCGUAGCAGCAGCGCUGAACGUAACUCAGCCGUGCUCAACGGGCCUUGGCGGAGACUGCUUCUGUCUCUUCUACGAUGCCGCGACGAGAUCCGUUCGGGGAAUCAACGGCAGUGGACGAGCUCCCAAGAAAACGUCUCUGGAAAUGCUGGCCUCGCAGGGCUACUCGGUCGAGAGCCCACUGCCUGUGAGACAUGUCCAUAAUGUCACAGUACCAGGAGCUGCUGCUGGCUGGGUUGACACCGUCAGUACCAUGGGGUCUGGGAAGUUAUCUCUAGAGGAGAUUCUGGAGCCAGCCAUUCAGCUGGCAGAGGAAGGAUUCCCCGUGGCACCCGUGACAUCACAGCUGUGGGAGAGAGGGUCAUGUGACCUCCAGUCUCCGCCCAACACUCACGGGAGGGACCUCCUCCUGGGAGGGCGGGCUCCCAGAGCUGGGGAGAUAAUGAAGAUGCCACAUCUCGCCAACACCUUCAGAGCACUAGCGGAGCAUGGGAAGGCUGGGUUCUACAGAGGCAGAGUGGCGGAAUCCAUUGUAGAGUGUGUACAGUCACGCGGAGGAGUAAUGACACUGGCUGAUCUCGAGGGUCACACGUCCACCUUUGACCAGCCAAUACGGACCUGCUACCGGGGAAUUGAUGUGUGGGAAAUGCCGCCCAAUGGACAGGGCAUCACUGCACUGCUGGCACUCAACAUUCUGGAGGGAUUUGACAUAUCCAGCAUGACCCACAACAGUGGAGAGUACCUGCACGCCCUCAUAGAGGCCCUGCAACUGAGUUUUGCUGACACUCGGUGGUACUGCUCUGACCCAGCUCUUACCACUGUGCCGACCAGAGGUCUGCUUGACAAGGCCUAUGCUGCUCAGAGGAGAUCACUCAUGGACCCCAAAAAGUGCCUACCAGUAUGUGAGAGAGGCCAGCCAUCCAGCCACAGUGACACCGUCUACUUCAGUGUGACAGACGACCAUGGAAACGCCUGCUCCUUCAUCAACAGCAACUACAUGGGCUUUGGCACUGCCCUCGUACCAAAGGGCUGUGGCUUCACUCUUCAAAAUCGAGGGGCCAAUUUCUCGCUGGACUCCGUUCAUCCGAACUGCCUGGCCCCUGGUAAGAGACCCUAUCACACCAUCAUCCCAGGAAUGGCCACCCACUCCGAGUCCGGAGAGCUCUACGCCAGCUUUGGUGUGAUGGGAGGGUUCAUGCAGCCACAGGGUCAUGUGCAGGUUCUGCUCAACAUGAUAGACCACGGAAUGGACCCACAGUCUGCACUGGACUCGGCGCGGUUCUGCAUCAGGCCGGACAGUACAGACAGCUCCAUCCACAUUGAGGAGGGGAUACCGCUCGACUCCAUUAGAGAGCUGAGGGAACUGGGGCACCGUGUUGUGGGUCCAGUCAGAGGCUUCGAGCGAGUCUUGUUUGGCAGAGGACAGAUUGUGUGUUCUAGACCUGUGGGCGGUGGCAGUGGUGGGAGGGAAAGGGUUAACGUGUGGUGGGCAGGGAGUGACGGAAGAGGAGAUGGAGUGCCCGUGGGGUACUGA
This is a messenger RNA of Geodia barretti, 2695 nucleotides long. Lineage: Eukaryota; Metazoa; Porifera; Demospongiae; Tetractinellida; Geodiidae. The record is from the annotation of a GenBank genome assembly.